Molecule: messenger RNA, 477 nt
Organism: Ilex paraguariensis (yerba mate)
Lineage: Eukaryota; Viridiplantae; Streptophyta; Magnoliopsida; Aquifoliales; Aquifoliaceae
Source: the annotation of a GenBank genome assembly
AAAACACUGUAUGGCUCUUGAAAGCUCAAAACCCGGCUCACGCCUCAAUGAAGAUGAUGCUAUUCCUCCUGCAACAGUUGCCAAUGGAAACCAGAGUGACACGGGAAGAACAAAUGUCAAUAUUUCAUUUGGAAAGAAAAAUGCAUUGACAGACAGCAGCGAAGUGCCGUAUGUCAACGUAGCAGUGGUCAACGAUCAUGAAGGGAGUGACGAUGAAGGGAACGACGAUGAAGAAGAUGAUGAGCUGAGGAAAAGAGUGGAGGAGUUCAUUGAGAAAAUCAACCGAGGAUGGAGAAAAGAGAAAGGCUUGUAACACAAUCUGGUCUAUAUAACUAACAGUAAAAAGUACUAGAAAUUAAUGUUGAUUGAAUAGAUGAAGUUAAGAAAAUUUUUCCCAAAUCAGGGGAAAGAAUGGUAAUGUUUUGUUUUUGUUUAAGUUUCUUUUCAUCAUUGUCUCUUCUGGAACAGUACUGUAUA